Messenger RNA from Colletotrichum godetiae, 2268 nucleotides. RefSeq lists its product as uncharacterized. The coding region runs from base 1 to 2268 and encodes 755 amino acids. Lineage: Eukaryota; Fungi; Ascomycota; Sordariomycetes; Glomerellales; Glomerellaceae. The transcript is spliced from 6 exons. The record is from RefSeq and is a predicted model, not a curated record.
AUGACUGGUUCUAAAAUUGGGAACUAUGAAGAUAUCAACCAGAAACUCUGGUAUCGAAAGUUCAUUCGUGGGGUAAAACCUCGGACAAAAGAGCCGUAUCCCGAUGAGGACACGCCCGCCACGCCUGAACAGCUCGACGACGACUUCGUCGAUUAUUGGGGCAGACGCCUUAAAGCUGAUAAAGCCUUUAGAAAGCACAACACGUACAAUGAGCUGAUGACCCAGUUUUGGGAGGAUCCAAAUAUAAUCCUACAGACGUACGCCGUUGCAGAUGGUCAAACCGUCCCAAGGAACAAACAGAAGCCCUGGUUCAGAUCAGAGCUUCGCUUCAUCUCUGUCAUCUUUCCCACUGAUGCAAACCAUAAGAAAGAUGCCAAGGCACCCAUUGGGUCUGUAUCGUGGGCACCCUGGUUUGUGCUUAUAGCAGCCUCCUCCUCUAUCCACUCCGAAAAGGACAUCCUCCACAUCAUGAGUUGGUCGCGUGAAGACGGCCAGUUCAGGUACUAUGCUCGCGAUCUUAUAAUGAACGAUGAAGCCAGAACCCAGCACGGCUGGGUAUAUCUAUGCUCUUCGAUGGAUGCUUUCGAUGCUCCAGGUAAGGCAUACCUGGGUCCUUUGAACGGCCAUGUCAAUGGAGGAAUCAUCAUGAAGGAGAUUCACAAGCCUUGGAUGCAUUGGCUUGUUGGAGGUCGAGGAGUGAUGGAUCUUCUUGAUGCAGAACUCAUCUCGGAGCUUACGGAGGCUAGAUGGCUCACUUAUCCUGGCUUUCCUCCUCUUUACGGCGCAAGUGUGCAAUCUGGUGAGACGUUCGAGAGAAUAGUGCUGGACUCUCUCAGAAUCUGGUUUACUAGCCGACGAAACAAGGACUUUUUGACCGAGAAAGGGGAGACUAAAAAACGUCCGGACAAUAUUCAGCGUUGGGCAGCACACUUUUUCCUGACAACCAACAUCAACAUUGCUGCUACCUCCAACAAUGCCAACAUUGUACCGUCGGAUCACUUCUUCAAUUAUGAAAUGCUUAGAGGAUAUAGCGACCUUCUGCCCAACCGAAGCCUUAACGACGACCAAUGGCUAGCUGGCCAUAUACUCAAGGAGACUCCAGCUGCGUUAACGGCCUGGAACAAAGAACAGUUCAAAAAUGACGAACAUAAGUACCUCACUCAAGAACAAUGGUUCAGAACCUACUCCAUCUCAUCUUUCAAGUAUGACGGGCUGUCCUACCUCUGGGCUUCACGGGAACUCAAGCUCUGCACCUUGCAGGAGGUAGCCAAUGUGCAAGACGCACAACUUGUUGUUCCAGCGAACAUACUUGCCGGUGGCAUUUUCAUGGGAACUCUCGAGGAUGGCAAGGAGGAUAUACGUGGAGGGGCCCAAGUCAACUUUGCCGUUCAGCAAUGGGGCGAAGGGGAUAAUCCUUGGGUUAUCCUUCAAAGCUCUGUGGAUGACGCGCAUGGCGUAUGGACUGCUCAGAAGAUGUUCUUGGGAGAUGACAAACAGUCAGCCCGAUGUCAACUCUUUUCUGAGAAAACCUUCAACGCCUUGCAGAUGGUUGACUUUUGGAAUCCGAUUUAUUCUUGGAGACGUCUCAAGUUGAUGCAGUACAUCCCCGUCGAGGCUGAACUCUUGGACACGCCAACUACCGACUCAACGACCGGUGACUACGUGUACAGUUACAAUCUUGAGGAAAACUUCAUCGAUGCUGUCAGGAAGAGAAUGGAUGGCAAAGGGGACUUGGAGGAACUCCAAGAUGAAUGGCCAGAGGCUGCGUUCUUGUGCAACUUGGACAAGCCUCUCAUUGAGCAUCAGAUUCGGAUUUCCAACUACACCAACAAAGUGGUAGAGAACUUGAACAACGCGACCUGGAUUCUGGAUUAUUUAAAGCUCGCCGAGUCUCGACGCCGCAUGUUUCGUCCGAUGCCGAUGAACUUUUUCGGUAGCAAUAUUCCAUACUGCCUUGCCAUGCCGACAGACCAUCCCUGGAUAGAGAUGACAGAAAAGGCUUUCGUACGACAGAUUCCCGAGAGUGGUCUUGACGUCUUGAAGGACUGGCUAGGAUCACUGGCUAGUAGCGAUCCAAGCGUUAUCCCUAACCAGAGUCUCGGGGAUCUCAACAAACUUAUUAGGGAGAAUGUUGAACAAGGCACAGUUGGUUUGCCGGUUUGUUUUCUGCCCAGGCCAUCGACGAUGCGAAUGGCUUGUCAACGUUUCAUUGCGGUAACGAAUCCAGAGACAUCAGAAAGGCCUCACAGUUGCCCUUUCAUGGUGUAA